Fusarium pseudograminearum CS3096 is the source of this 249-nucleotide messenger RNA. RefSeq lists its product as uncharacterized. Bases 1 to 249 code for a protein of 82 amino acids. The record is from RefSeq and is a predicted model, not a curated record. NCBI's taxonomy places the organism in Eukaryota, Fungi, Ascomycota, Sordariomycetes, Hypocreales, Nectriaceae. The transcript has a single exon.
AUGUAUGUACCGAACGGAUACAAGUACCAAAAGCGCGGGGAGUCAGGGAGUCAGGGAACCCCUCCCACCAUCCAUUUACCGUCUUUCCAACAGCCAAAGUGGCGGACAGAGUUUCGACCCAUCACAUCGCAGACAUCCCUACAUCUCAAAACCAAAACACCCCCUGAAGGCGCUCUCCUUUUAGCAAAUGAUCAGCCGCCAAUCUACCUCUCAGUCCAGACGGCUGGGUCGGGCGUCGGAUGGCCCUGA